This is a messenger RNA of Naumovozyma castellii, 648 nucleotides long. It is a transcript of the gene PSF2, whose product is annotated as DNA replication protein PSF2. The coding region runs from base 1 to 648 and encodes 215 amino acids. The transcript has a single exon. The record is from RefSeq and is a predicted model, not a curated record. NCBI's taxonomy places the organism in Eukaryota, Fungi, Ascomycota, Saccharomycetes, Saccharomycetales, Saccharomycetaceae.
AUGUCCUUACCCAAACAUUUACAGGAGACUUUUUCUCCAGAGGAAAUACAAUUCAUAGUCGAGAAUGAACCUAUAAAGAUCUUUCCACGUAUUACGACACGUCAAAGAGUCAAUAUGGUAAACAAAAACGCUUCACAACAUUGGAAACUGAUCACGACGGAUGAUUGGGCUCUAAACAAUAUGGUUGCAACCCAAUCCACCACUGUGGUUCUUUGGAUAGCACUUCUAUUGAAGCAACAAUCCAAAUGUAGUAUAGUAGCUCCGGAGUGGUUGACAGUCAGAGCCCUGGAUAGACAUAUUCAAUAUGAAAAGAAGAAUACAGAUAGAUUUAGCGAACUGCCCUGGAAUUGGCUAGUACUUGCUCGGAUAUUAUUUAAUAGGGCACCAGAAGAUUUUCAUGAUCCAGUUCAUGAGCUGAGAAGCAGAAUACAAGACUUGAGGGAAAUCAGACAAACAAAGGUAUUAAAAGGUUUGAAGUAUUUGAAUGAAUCGCAUUUGCAGUUAGACAAUUUGAGUCUUUUGGAGAUUAAUGAGCUGAGACCGUUUAUUGUGGACAUCAUGGAUAAAUUAAGAGAGAUCCAUAGUGCAGCAGUAGUGGCAGGAAAUGAAGAUGGCAACAAUGAAGAAGAUGAUUUUGAUUUUUCUUGA